AUGCUUGGCAGAUCCAUGGCCACUGGGUCGUCGUACUACCUUCCCUCCCCCAUGACACGCUCGAUGGACAGUAACAACAACAUUAAGUUUGUUGUUGUAACGGGUGGUGUCUGUAGUUCGCUUGGGAAAGGGGUGACGACGUCGGCUACUGGCGCUUUGCUCCGUGCACAAGGCUACCGCGUGUGCAGCAUUAAGAUUGACCCCUACAUCAACAUUGACGCGGGACUAAUGAGCCCGUUCGAACAUGGCGAGGUGUACGUUCUCGCUGACGGAGGCGAAGUAGACCUCGACUUGGGUAACUAUGAGCGCUGGAUGGCGGUAUCCUUAAAGUCAAAUCACAAUAUCACCACCGGGAAGGUGUUCCACAAACUCAUUGAGAAGGAGCGUGCCGGAGGAUUUCUGGGAAAGACGGUGCAGUUGGUGCCGCAUUUUACGAACGAGGUGGUGGAUCACAUCUUCAAUGUCUGUCAGGAGGCGGUGUGUGAGAGUGGCAAAGGGCCGGAGAUCUGCAUGAUUGAGGUUGGCGGCACAGUAGGGGAUAUGGAGUCGCAGCCUUUUAUGGAGGCGUUGCGCCGUCUUCGCUAUUCCAUUCCGCCGCAAGACUUUUGCUUGAUGCACACAACGUACCUUCCAGUUUUUGGUGGGGCGCAGAAGACAAAACCGACGCAGCACUGCUUUCGUGCUCUCUUGUCUAUUGGCCUUCAGCCGGACUUUAUGAUAUGCCGUAGUGAGGAACGCCUUACGAAGGAGGUGAAGGAGAAGCUAAGUAAUCAAUGUGGUGUUAAAAUUUGUGACAUUAUUGGGGCACCAAAUGUGGAUUGCUUGUAUGAGAUUCCUGUGGAAUUCACCAAGGAUGGCCUGGUUGAGCGGUUACUGCACAAGCUACGGCUACACCCAAAGGUUCCAGCAGCGGACGUGCCCAGCUAUGAGACGUAUGUGGAGUAUACCAGGAUUCUGCGUGACAUGUCAAACCCGGUUGUGCGAAUUGCUUUUGUGGGAAAAUAUGUCACAGCUGGUGGGGAUGCGUAUUUCUCGGUUCUGCAAUGCCUGGAACACUGUCAGAUUGCCCUGCAUGUUCGGCUUGACAUCAUGUACAUGGAGUCGGAAAUGUUGGAGGGGCCUAAUGCAGAGGAGGCCAAGGAGGCCAUUCUCGAGUGCGACGGCAUUUUUGUUCCAGGCGGUUUCGGUAAACGUGGGGUGGAUGGCAAGUGCGUUGCGGUGGAGUUGGCGCGCCGUCACAACAUUCCCUAUUUUGGCGUUUGCCUGGGGAUGCAGGUAGCCCUUAUUGAAAUUUGCCGUAACGUGAUUGGGUGGAAGGACGCAAACAGCGAGGAGUUUGACAGCAGCAGCACCCAUCAGAUUGUGCACAUCAUGGACUGCGAUCGCCAUAGCAUGGGGGCCAACAUGCACCUAGGGGCCCGCAACGUGCACAUAGUUGAGAAGAAUUCCAUCAUGUCCACCAUCUACUCCGGCGCCGACGUCGUCGUGGAGCGCCACCGUCACAGGUACGAGGUAGACACGUCCUGUAUUGACGAGUUGCGUGCGGCGGGUGUUUUGUUUAGUGGGAUGUCGGACGCGGUGUUAGGCCCGCAAACGCGUGUGGAGGCAAUUGAACUGCCAGCUCUUCGCUUCUUCCUCGCCGUCCAGUUCCACCCCGAGUUCAUCUCGUCACCGUUGGACCCGUCACCGCCGUACCUCGCGUUCAUGGCCGCAGCAGCGAAGAAGGAGCACAGGUGGCCGGAGGCGUGCGCAUUGCGCCGCCUCAAGCCGUCGCCGCGGUCCGCGUAG
Molecule: messenger RNA, 1788 nt
Organism: Trypanosoma rangeli
Lineage: Eukaryota; Euglenozoa; Kinetoplastea; Trypanosomatida; Trypanosomatidae
Product: cytidine triphosphate synthase
Exons: 1
Coding region: 1-1788 (595 amino acids)
Biological process (GO): pyrimidine nucleobase biosynthetic process; CTP biosynthetic process
Molecular function (GO): identical protein binding; CTP synthase activity
Source: RefSeq, a predicted model, not a curated record